AUGCUCAUCAGAAUAAGGUCAAAGGAAGGAACUUCUCGUAUCGAGGUCCAGCCAAAUGAUGAUGCCGCCGUGUUAUCUGAGAAGCUCGAGCAAGUGCUGAAGAAUCCGGUCGAUGCGGAUGCUACGACGAUCUCUGAUAAACCUGCGGGAGAGGAAAGGACGCUUUCGUCGGUGCGUGGACAGUCGAUUGCGGAGUUGGGGCUGAAGCAUGGAGAUAUGCUGUUCGUUAAACUCGUCGUGUCUACCUCUAAGACAUCACCGACGACUUCGACGGCACCGCAAGGGACGACGUCGAGAUUGAACGGCAAAGAGGUGGCUGCGGGGGAGAUUCCGUCUGUAGCGAUCGGUGGUGACGAGACGAAGCAUUUGAAGAACGCGUUUGAGAGCGUGAAGCAGGAUCAUAUUGAUGAUGUCCUGGAGAAGAUAGAUGGGAAGAUUUACCGGAAGCAAGGGAGGAUGUGUCGCCAUGGACCUCAGGGGAUGUGUGAUUACUGUAUGCCAUUGGAGCCAUACGACGCGAACUAUCUGGAGGAACACAAGAUCAAACAUCAAUCCUUCCACGCCUACCUCCGAAAACUCAACACCGCAACAAACAAACCCGAAAUGGGCGCCUCCUACGUCCCCCCGCUCUCGGAACCCGAAUGCCGUGUAAAACCCCACUGUCCCUCCGGUCACCCUCCCUGGCCAAAAGGUAUCUGCUCGAAAUGCCAACCAGGCGCGAUAUCGCUGCAGUUACAGCAGUUCCGGAUGGUCGAUCAUGUGGAGUUUGCGAGUAGUGAGUUGGUGAAUGGGUUUAUUGAGUUUUGGAGGAAGAGUGGGACGCAGAGGUUUGGGUAUUUAUAUGGGAGGUAUGAGGGGUAUGAUCAGGUGCCGUUGGGGAUGAAGGCUGUCGUGGAGGCGAUUUAUGAGCCGCCGCAGGGCGGGGAGACGGAUGGGUUGGCGUUGGCGGAAUGGGAAAAUGAGCACGGGAUCAGUGAGGUUGCGGGGGGAUGCGGGUUACGUAUGGUAGGGAUGAUCUUUACGGAUUUGGUAGAUGAUGGGACGGGGAAGGGAACGGUCAUCCCCAAACGCCAUGCCGGAAGUUACUUCCUGAGUGCACUCGAGAUCCACAUGGCAGCAACCAUGCAAAACCGCUACAAAAACACCUCAAGAUGGUCCGAAACUGGCGAAUUCGGCUCAAAAUUCGUGACAUGUGUGAUCAGCGGCAACGACGAAGGACAAAUCGAUAUUGCGGCAUAUCAAGCCAGCAACUCGGCUAUGGCGAUGAUCAGGGCGGAUGUUAUUGAGCCAAGUGUGGAUCCGGGAAGUAUGCUUGUCAAACAUGAGGAUGAGACGAGGUACAUCCCGGAUGUGUUUUAUCGGAAGGUGAAUGAGUAUGGACGGGCAGUGCAAAUCGACGCCAAACCUGCUUUUCCGGUUGAAUACCUUUUGGUCACACUUACCCAUGGAUUCCCGGAGAACCCGAAACCAAUGUUCCUCUCCCACCGCUUCCCAGUCGAAAACCGCGAAGUUAUCGGCGUCGUCCAAGACCUCGCCGCCGUCGGCUCCCAAGUCGGUGUCAGGAGGUCGGGUAAGAGUGCAGAGACUGGUGUCGAUGCAGUUAGUGAUUUCCAUAUGUUGUGUUUCCUUCACGGGAUGGGAAUUCUGGAGGAGGAGGAUGAGAAGGCGUUGGCGAAGGUUGCGUGUGGGCAUGAGAUGGUUGAUGCGUAUGCGCUUUUGGAGAGGCCAGGGUGGCAGACGUUGUUGACGAUUAUUCGGGAGAGUACGUAG
Molecule: messenger RNA, 1770 nt
Organism: Saitoella complicata NRRL Y-17804
Lineage: Eukaryota; Fungi; Ascomycota; Saitoellomycetes; Saitoellales; Saitoellaceae
Product: endoplasmic reticulum and nuclear membrane protein c Npl4
Exons: 4
Coding region: 1-1770 (589 amino acids)
Biological process (GO): ubiquitin-dependent protein catabolic process
Cellular component (GO): nucleus
Molecular function (GO): ubiquitin protein ligase binding; ubiquitin binding
Source: RefSeq, a predicted model, not a curated record